ACCAGCUGCUGUUACACCUGCAAGCGGCUUUGUAAAUAAAGUUAAAAUUAAUUAAAAAUAACUCUUUAAAUAUUUGUUUUAAGCAAGCAAGGCUCGUAAGUUAAUUAACACCAUGCUGCGAAUGAUCCAGAAAAGAACUAGUCUCAUAAAGUUGCUGGUGCCCGGUCCCCGGUUUCAUCAAACUAUUGCGCAAACAGCGAUAAAGGAAAUACCAGCAAUAAAACCCAUAAGUAUUCCGAAGAACGACAAAAUCGUGGGAAGAUGGUUUCUGGGAGUCAGCGGCAUGGUUUUUGUGGCAGUUGGCUUAGGCGGCGUAACCAGACUAACAGAGUCCGGACUCUCCAUGGUAACCUGGAAGCUGACGGGUGAACGGAUGCCCAGAACCCAGGAGGAGUGGGAGCAGGAGUUCGCUCUGUAUCAGCAAUAUCCGGAGUACAAGCUGAAAAAUGUGAACAUGACAGUCGAUGAAUUCAAGUUCAUAUUCAUGAUGGAGUACAUGCACAGGAUGUGGGGUCGUGCCAUUGGCGGAUUCUUCCUUCUGCCGGCCAUUUACUUCUGGAGGAAGGGAUACUUCUGUGCCAAGACCAAGAAGAGCGUCUUGCUGCUGGGCACGCUGAUUGGUCUGCAGGGUCUGAUGGGCUGGUACAUGGUUAAGUCCGGCCUGGAGGACCGCUUCCAGGAUCCGAACGAUGUGCCUCGGGUCUCCCAAUACAGACUGGCCUCCCAUCUGGCAGCCGCCUUCGUCCUGUACUCACUCUCCCUGUCGAGGGCCUUGGCCAUGCUGGUCCCCACCAACACAUUCGUGAUUCAGGCCAGGAAUGCAUUUAAUAUCAAAGGCCUGUCGCAUCUCACAAAGGCCAUGGUUCUGUUGACAGCCAUUUCCGGGGCUUUUGUGGCCGGACUGGACGCCGGAUUGGUGUACAACUCGUUCCCAAAGAUGGGAGACAGUUGGAUACCCGACGACAUGUGGCAGUUUGAGCCGAUACAGAGGAACAUAACCGAGAAUCCGACGACGGUGCAGUUCAACCACCGCAUUCUGGGCAUCAGCACGGUGACCCUGACCACAGCCCUGUGGCUGGUGACCAGGCGGAUGCAGCUGCCCAAGCGGGCGAACUGGGCCAUCAAUGCCGUGGUGGCCAUGGCCUGGACGCAGGCCACCCUUGGGGUAACCACCCUGCUGAACUACGUGCCCGUACCUCUGGCGACAGCCCAUCAAUCCGGAUCGCUGAUUCUCCUGAGUUUCGCCUUGUGGUUAUCGCACGAAGUUCGACUGCUGAAGUAUCUGCCGAAGUGAGGGGCACAAUAAAUACUCGUUUGUGGAAACUAAA
Molecule: messenger RNA, 1328 nt
Organism: Drosophila elegans
Lineage: Eukaryota; Metazoa; Arthropoda; Insecta; Diptera; Drosophilidae
Product: cytochrome c oxidase assembly protein COX15 homolog
Exons: 4
Coding region: 113-1294 (393 amino acids)
Biological process (GO): heme A biosynthetic process
Cellular component (GO): mitochondrial inner membrane
Molecular function (GO): oxidoreductase activity, acting on NAD(P)H, heme protein as acceptor
Source: RefSeq, a predicted model, not a curated record